Andrographis paniculata is the source of this 2706-nucleotide messenger RNA. RefSeq names its product YTH domain-containing protein ECT2-like. The transcript has 8 exons. The record is from RefSeq and is a predicted model, not a curated record. Bases 1279 to 2523 code for a protein of 414 amino acids. Gene Ontology annotation, cellular component: cytoplasm. NCBI's taxonomy places the organism in Eukaryota, Viridiplantae, Streptophyta, Magnoliopsida, Lamiales, Acanthaceae. Gene Ontology annotation, biological process: mRNA destabilization. Gene Ontology annotation, molecular function: mRNA binding.
UUCUGACAAAUUCCUUUUCGAUUUAAUGAUUCUUGACGAAGAUAAGGUAAGCAGUAGUUAAUUCGAGAUAAUCUAAUUAAGGAUCGUCGAAGCAAAAUUAAGCCCCAAAUUGCAGUACUAUAUACUGUGCGCAAACAACGACUAUCUCUUCACUUCUAGUCAAGAAAGCGAAAGCAGGGGAGGAGGGGUCGCAUCCGAUCGAGGGUUUGGCGGUGCCGUUAAGGGGUACAGACGCCACGCCCCCAUCGUGUCAGUUCUACUUAUCUCCCUUUACUAUUCUUUCAUUUUCUCUACUGGUAAUCCACCCCACCCCGCAUUUCAUGUAUAUAUAUGUGUGUGUGCAGUUUUCAGAAUCGCCCGGGAAAAGACACAAGAAGUAAGAUGUGAAAAUCUGCUCUGCCUAUGUAGAAUUCUAUCAUGUUUUCAAUUCGUUGUUGGGGUUUCCUGCAUGAUUAGUUUUGUGUACAACAAUGGCAUUUGGUACUCACAUUCAUUCCUAUGGUUCUAUUCUGUUAUGUUCUGUUUGUUUUUAUUAAAUUAAAUUAAUGGAUGGAUAUAUGGGGAUUCAUCGGAAUUGCAUUUUCCUGAAUAUUUAUUUUCUUUUUAAUUUUGAACUUUUGUGUUCCUCGGCCUUAGUGUGUGUAUUUUUGUGGAUUGGAUCAUCCAUCAAAUGUGCUGUAGAACUAUUUGAACCAUCUCUUGUUUUAAGAAACUUUAAUGUGUUAUUUUAUGGGAUGAUAGGGACAAUCUUGCAGGAGGAUCUCUCCCUCCCUGUUUUUUAAUGGAGUUUUGGCUCCUCCUUUGUUUCGAAACUUUAAGCACUCAUUCUUGAUUGAUUCAGUAGAUGAUGCGGUUUUAAAAAUGACUGUUUGAAUUGGCGCAGAAUGAUUCUUGAUUGAUUCAGUAGAUGAUGUGGUUUUAAAAUGACUGUUUGCAUUGGCUCAGAUUGAUGCGUAGCCUAUUGCUGUUUAAGCCCAUUUAAGCACGCUUUUUAGGUCAUAUCUGUGUGUAUACAUACAUAUAUAUAUAUAGCAAAUUCGUAAUUGAAAAGUCGCAUUCGGGGCCUUCCGAUUUAAAACUCAGCAUUGCUCUAGAAGCCACUAGAAACUGGUUGAAGCAGAUUUAAUCAUUGUCAUUGUUCAUUUGCUAUCACAUCUAUCUCACUCACAAUCACUUGGUUGCUCUCAUAUAACCUAUUUCCGGAGGGUUGGUGAUUAGCCGAGAGGUGGAUCAGGUAUUGUCGAACUCCGGUUGAAACCUUGACGUUGGGCAAAAAGAAUGACUGACGGAGAGAAUGUUGAAUCACCUGAGCUUCUGGGAUCGGAUCCGACUUCUGAAACCCCUCCUGAACUUUUUGAUGAAGUUAAGGGGAAGGACGAUGUUCCAUCUGAGCCAAUUUCUGCUGCAUCACCUGUGAGUGAUAAUGCAUCGCGAGAUCAACAUGUUGAUCACUCAUCAGCUUUGAAACAGGUUAUUCGUCCUUCCACUAACCGAGGAUACAAUGGGCCAUUUGCGCAUCCGAGGUCCACUCAUAUUUUUAGCAGGCCAGCCGGUACCAGGAAGCCAAGUGGAUAUUCCUUUGUUAGAACAAACAACAAUCAAUUUGACCGAACCCUGGAUUUUCCAUCAAAUCCUAACUUAAAACAAUCUUCUGAUUCUCCAAAAACUGUUCAUCAAAGUAUGCCCGAGAAGCCACCGAGCAAGAUUGGUUCUAAUGCCCGAUCAAGUAGCCCUGUGGAUUACCAAUCAAACCAUAGAGCCGGUUAUGACAGAGGCCGGUACAAUUCACAUGAAAGUGAUGGCCGAAAUGGAUCACUAACCAAUUUUACAUGCGGCCGUGGCCCGAGGUUUUACAGUGGUAGGAAUAAUUUAUCAAAGUCUGGUGAGGCUGCACGACUGGUGCUAGAACCAGGAAGGUAUAACUAUAACUCAGAAGAUUUUCCAGUAGAGUACGAGGAUGCGAUCUUUUUCAUGAUAAAGCCUGUCAACGAGGACGACGUUCACAAAGCCAUCAAAUACAAUGUUUGGUCGAGCACCCCGAACGGUAAUAAGAAACUCGAUGCUGCUUUCGAGGAAUACGAAGCUAAAAGCAUUGAGACGGGGAAAGAGUGUCCGGUAUUGCUAUUUUUUUCAGUGAACAAGAGCGGACAGACGGUGGGGGUUGCCGAGAUGAUCGGGCCAGUAGACUUCGCCAAAGAUUUGAACUUCUGGCUAACCAAAGACUGGCAAGGGUUCUUUCCCAUUACAUGGCAUAUAAUUAAAGAUGUCCCGAAUGCAGUUUUUCGGCACAUUGACCCCGACAACAGCGAGAAUAAGAUCAUCACUCACAGAUGGGACACGGGCAAGAUUGGAUUCAAACAAGGGCUCGAAAUGCUGAGAAUAAUGAAGAGCUACUCUUCGACAACGUCCAUACUCGACGACUUUGGUUACUAUGAGAAUCGAGAAAAGGGCCUCAGAGCGAGGAGGAUAGCCGAAACUCGAGGAGAAGCUAGAUCAGCAGAAGGAGAUAAUGGUAGCCGGUAGGUGUCUCUUUCUUUCGGCAUUUGAUCGAUCGGGUUUGGUUUUAAACAACGGAUAUUGAUGAUCGUGAAAUGGCUGCUACUUUGUCUUCUUCGAAUUCUUUUGAUAUUUAUUCGAUGUUAGAGCAGCAGCAACAGCAACCUGCAGAGUGAAGGUACGAACUCAAAUUGAGUACUCUUCGAACAA